This is a messenger RNA of Cooperia oncophora, 180 nucleotides long. Lineage: Eukaryota; Metazoa; Nematoda; Chromadorea; Rhabditida; Trichostrongylidae. The record is from the annotation of a GenBank genome assembly.
AUGUGUAGCUGGAAUGUGGACAACCUGACUCAACCAGUGGACGGCAAAGAGCUGUUGUCAAGGCAAGGAAAGCAGUUAUUCCUUUGGAAUCUCAACGAAGACAUAGAAGGGCCAGUUGCACGAAUGAACAUCGCCCAAGAGGGGUUCUUGAAGAAAAUUGCGUGGGCUGAGAAUGGUUAG